Thamnophis elegans (Western terrestrial garter snake) is the source of this 3302-nucleotide messenger RNA. RefSeq names its product cell division cycle 25A (gene CDC25A). The transcript is spliced from 15 exons. Gene Ontology annotation, molecular function: protein tyrosine phosphatase activity. The record is from RefSeq and is a predicted model, not a curated record. Gene Ontology annotation, biological process: positive regulation of G2/MI transition of meiotic cell cycle; G2/M transition of mitotic cell cycle; positive regulation of G2/M transition of mitotic cell cycle. Bases 143 to 1618 code for a protein of 491 amino acids. Gene Ontology annotation, cellular component: cytoplasm; nucleus. NCBI's taxonomy places the organism in Eukaryota, Metazoa, Chordata, Lepidosauria, Squamata, Natricidae.
GACGGGCUCGGUUGGUGGGCGGGGCCCGGCGCGAAGCGGUAAGAAGGGGCGCUGCGCGCGGAGGGGGUGUCUUCACCUCACUCGGGUUUUAUCGCGACACGGUUCGUUUUGUCGACGGUGGCCGGAAAGGGACAAUUACCUCAUGGAGCCCGCCGCCCGCCGCCAUCACUCUCAUCGCCGCCGCCUGCUCCUCGGCGACGCCGAGGGUCCCCUCACCCGCCGGAGAAGCCUCAACGCUGCAGGCUCAACUGAGUCCUACGUGCAGAUGUUGGAAGUCAAGAACGCCAAUAUGAAGAGGACGUCGUCUUCCGAUUCUACCGAUUCAGGUUGCUGCAUGGAUUCUCCUGCCCUGCUUGGCAUGAACGACCUUGAAGAAAGCUUUCGGCUGCCCAUGAGGAGAAUGCAUUCUCUCCCGCACGGCCUUCUGGGUUGCAGCCCUGCGCUGAAGAGGAACCACUCGGUUCAACUGGAUUGUAACGUCUUCCAACCUCUCCCUCCUGAAGAGAACAAAGAGAAUGAGCACUUUGAGUUCAAGAAACCAACCGUCCCUGCCUCUCGUGGCUCUCUGCACCUUUCUUCUCCAGACGAUGAAAAAGACCCUUCCGAAGCGAGGGAGGACUCGAACACAGUACUUAAGGUCUCCAGCAGUCAAAAUAUUGAAAAUGAUACCGGAAUGGCGACCCCUUUAUUCCCACGCCUGUUGUCCCAACAAAUCACGGAAACGGAAAACGACGAUGGCUUUUUAGAGAUGAUGGAUGGUCCGGAUAACACUAGUGAAGACGAGACGGCUUCUGAUAUGUCGUGCCUUUGGACCGCUCCUCUGAUGGUCGCUAAGAGCGAGGACCUGCAUAGCCAGCAGCAAAAACUGAGCAACACCAUUCGCAACCUGGCUAAGACGGCCACAGUGAAAAGAACGGAGAAGGCUGUCGAAGAGAGUGUCCCACCUUUCGGCAAACGGAGGAGAAACACACACAUGGAAGAUGACGAAGAAGCCACGAGUCCCUCUUCCUCUUUGGAGAUAGGCAACGUGUUGGAUCAGGACCAGAGGGACCUCAUUGGAGACUUUUCAAAGAGUUACCUCUUCCACACCGUUGAUGGCAAACAUCAGGACUUGAAGUACAUCAAUCCAGAAAUGAUUGUCGCCAUCCUGAACGGCAACUUCUCCCUCUUCAUCACGCAGUGCGUGAUCAUAGAUUGCAGGUUUCCCUACGAGUACGACGGGGGUCACAUCAAGGGCGCCAUCAACCUUCCAAUGGAGCAAGACGUGGAAGAAUUUCUGCUGAAAAAACCCCUGGUGUCCUCCAGCAACAAGCGCAUCAUUGUCGUGUUCCACUGCGAGUUCUCCUCCGAGCGGGCCCCCCGAAUGUGCCGAUUUGUCAGAGAAAGGGACCGGCUGGACAACCAGUAUCCCGCCCUGCACUACCCAGAGCUCUACAUCCUCAAAGGUGGCUACAAGGACUUCUUCCUCAAAUGCAAGAGCUACUGUGAGCCCCAGAGCUACCGCCCCAUGCACCACAAGGACUUCAAGGAGGACCUGCGCACCUUUCGCACCCGGAGCCGGACCUGGGCGGGCGAGAAGAGCAAACGCGAACACUACAGCCGCUUGAAGAAGCUCUGAAGGGGGCCGGCGGGGUCUGAAACGGACACAUUUUUGAAGGGGGGGGGAGGUUGGGUCCGUCCUGCGCGAUCUGACGGAGACCACAAGGCUGCCGUCCCAGGUGUGACAGGGAGGCACUCUAGCCGCGAAUCCUGGAUGGUUUUUCCUGUGUUUCAAUAGCACAGGUGGGAAAGUAGAAAGGGCCUACAAACACACACACAAACACACAAAUGUAUAUAUAUAUGUAUAUAUAUAUAUCAGAUGAAACUAUAUUAAUAUAUAUAAAUGCUGUCAGAUGAAGCAAUAGAUAUAUAUGAAUAUAUGUAUGUAUGAGAUUAUAUAUACAUACAUACAUACAUACAUACAUCUUUUUGUGUGUGUCUGUGUAUACACACAAUCGUCACUUAGCCACCAUUCAGACAAGCUCCAAUCACGGUUGAGAUUCAGGAUCCAAAAAAGCAACUUAGGAAGAAGAGAGAAAAAAACCUCCAGUGGUAAUUGAACGAUUUCGAAAGAAGCCUUGGCAUAAACCGGCAUUGGAAGCAUAAGCCGGCAUGCUAGCUUGCCGAAUCUUGCUCUUUUUUUGGGGGUGGGUGGUGGUGGUAUUUGUCCAUGUUUUAUGUAACGUUAAACCGGAGGUUGCUUCUCUAAGCCACAAUUCAGAUAAGCCCCAACUAUCAUUAAGCUAAUUUGGAAGCAAUGUGAAUAUAACAUACAAACUAAGUUUAUUUUGUCAUAAACUGGUUAAGCCAAGCAGGAUUCUAGACUGGAAAUCUAGCUUCUGUUUUGUGUAAUGCUAAACUAGAAGUCUCUAGCCACAAUUCGGACAGAUUGCAGUUAAGCUAAUCUAGGAUUCCCUUGCAAGUUAACCCUAGUUUGUCACAAACUCUGUUUAAUUAAGGAAAGCAGAACACCAGUUUGGAAAUCUUGCUUUUGGGUGUGUCCAUCUUUUGUGUAACGCUAAACCAGAGGUUGCUACUCUAAUUCAGACAACCCCCAAGUUAACCUUAGUUUGUCACAAGCUCUGGUUAAGCAAACUUGGCUUGAGAUGUCCGCACACAUCCCAAGUUUACCUUAAACCGAGAUUAUUCUUUUUCAAUGAAUGAGAAACUGACUUCAACCUCUGAUUUCAGAGAAACCACACUCAGGUCUUUGUCUCCUGCCCGCUCUGGGAGUUUUAAAUAAUGGCUUAGCGUUACGCAAACCGGGCGUCCAUGUCAGUAUUAAAAAUCCUUAAUAGCUGGUGCGGGUGAAGGAACUUUUCCAGGAAGUGUAACAUUGUGUAAGCUUCCAUUUUUCUGCUUUUGACAUUCGAGGUCUGCAUCAGACCCAGGAAAAAAAAAACACGCUACCUCGGUUUAUUUAAGCCAGCAAUGCUGGUUUGUUUUGGGGACGCUGGAGAGCCAGCAGCUGAGUCUACUGACCAUUUGUGGAUCUCAAGGUAGCCUCGCUCGUCGCUUCCUGUGUAAAAAACAUUCCCUGGAACGGCCCAGACCCUGGGCUUGAGAGGGUGCGUAUGGUUUAUGUAGUCCUUCGCCAUUUUCAGCCUGCUCUGGCCUGUUUUGCACAGCCCACCUGCUGACUGAGGGAAAAUAGUGAGUUUUUAAGGUCUUGUAAAUAAGGGAGGGUGAGGAAGGUUGGGAAGGCCGAAAAGGGUGAGGAAAAAAUGAAAUUUUCUUGUGCAAAUAAAUUGCCCACGAUUUUU